GAUUGUCAAAGUGCCAUGAGACUGUCCGUAUUUCUUCUGCUUCUCCAACUGUGGGGAAACGUGGAAGUCUCUUUAUCACAGAUUGCAUGUCCAACUCUCCCGGAUGUUCCUCAUGCCCACGUUUCAGAGGACACCAAAAGAGCAGAGUACCAAGGCGGACAUAUGAUACAUUUCACUUGUGAACCUGGUUACACCACAUCAGGAACGACCAUCAGAUAUGUAUGCUCGAGCGAGGGCUGGCUGGCAAUCGAACAGGGAACGUGCAGCCGCAAGUCACUGGCAUGUCCAACCCUCCCGGAUGUUCCUCAUGCCCACGUUUCAGAGGAGACCAAAAGAGCAGAGUACCAAGGCGGACAUAUGAUACAUUUCACUUGUGAACCUGGUUCCAAAAUAUCAGGAACAACCAUCAGAUAUGUAUGCUCGAGCGAGGGCUGGCUGGCAAUCGGACAGGGAACGUGCAGCCCAUGUCCAACCCUCCCGGAUGUUCCUCAUGCCCACGUUUCAGAGGACACCAAAAGAGCAGAGUACCAAGGCGGACAUAUGAUACAUUUCACUUGUGAACCUGGUUCCAAAAUAUCAGGAACAAGCAUCAGAUAUGUAUGCUCGAGCGAGGGCUGGCUGUCAAUCGGACAGGGAACGUGCAGCCCAUGUCCAACCCUCCCGGAUGUUCCUCAUGCCCACGUUUCAGAGGAAACCAAAAGAGCAGAGUACCAAGGCGGACAUGUGAUACAUUUCACUUGUGAACCUGGUUACAAAAAAUCAGGUCCAAACAUCAAAUACGUAUGCACAAGCGAGGGCUGGCUGGCAGUCGAACAGGGAACGUGCAGCCAGAUCACUUGUCAAGUUGGUGCGAUGCCUCCUCAUGUCAGCGCAGUUGGUCUUCCACCAGGGACUAUUACAAUCAAGGCUGGACGUAAAUUACAGUUUCAAUGUGACAAUGCAAGUCCACUAGACGGGCCGCAGGAAAUUGAAUGUUUGCUAACUGGGGAGUGGAAUGCCAACUUUCCAACUUGCGAUGACAAAUGCACAGUGAAAGAUGUGCCAAACACCGUACGCAUGACUCCAAGGACUUUACCAAACAAUCAACUGAGAAAAGGACAGCAGUUGCGUUUUGCUUGCACCAAUCGUAGAGACACCCUUCUAGGGAAUGCAGAGGUUGAAUGUCUAGCAAACGGAGAGUGGAGUCAUGACUUCCCAACAUGUGGAGAUCCUUUGACUUGUGGAACACCACCAAUCCUUAUAGAUGGAGACAUCACGACCAGUAGUAAAACCGAAUACAGCCAUGGAGAGAGGGUUGAAUACAGCUGUCAGAAUUAUUACACUAUGGCAGGUGGGCCUUACAAAACCUGCAACAAUGGUGAAUGGACUGGAUCUAUCACCUGCCUCAAACCCUGCACUGUCAAUAAACACAUCAUGGCGAGCCACAAUAUUAGAUUCAGAUAUUCACAUUUCCAGAGGCUGUAUGUAUCCCAUAAUGAUGUCAUUGAGUUCAGUUGUACCAGAGGAAGACCUGUCAGCACAGUGGAGAUGCGUCAGACGUGUCUUAAUGGUCAGUUGGACUUACCUAUUUGCUUUUAAUCAACUGACUUUGAUAAACAUGAGCUGGCUGGACAAACAUGUAAACGAUUAACCAGAGUAAACACUGAGACCAGUUAUGUCCUGAUCCAGUGUCUAUACUUCUCUGUUGUGUGUGGUCAUAUAAAUAAAACAUACAA
Molecule: messenger RNA, 1715 nt
Organism: Centropristis striata (black sea bass)
Lineage: Eukaryota; Metazoa; Chordata; Actinopteri; Perciformes; Serranidae
Product: complement factor H-related protein 2-like
Exons: 9
Coding region: 16-1578 (520 amino acids)
Source: RefSeq, a predicted model, not a curated record